This is a messenger RNA of Lathyrus oleraceus (garden pea), 2300 nucleotides long. Its product is annotated as interactor of constitutive active ROPs 2, chloroplastic. NCBI's taxonomy places the organism in Eukaryota, Viridiplantae, Streptophyta, Magnoliopsida, Fabales, Fabaceae. The transcript has 4 exons. The record is from RefSeq and is a predicted model, not a curated record. Bases 249 to 2066 code for a protein of 605 amino acids.
UUCUGUACUUGUUGUCUCCAUAAAAACUGGCGCGUGAAGAAGCGCGUGCAGAAAACAAAGAGCGUGUAGUUUACGAUAACUGUUUUCCAAACUAUUUUUUCCUCUACUCCCUACUCUGACACAGUGAGAGAGUAACUCGAAAACCGAGCGAGCAAGAAGAAGAAGAACCUCUCUAGGGUUUCACUCUCUUCCCAUUUUCCAUUUCCACUUCAACAUUUUCGGAAUAGAAGGAGAUAUUAAUUUAAGUUAUGCAGACACCAAAAGCAAGAGUUAGUGCUUCAGAAAUGUCACAAAGGAAAUCUCCUGCAACCCCUCGAACUGCUCGCCAGUUGAAGACACCAAACUCUGGUUCUAACUCAGCUUCCUCUUCUCCAAACCCCAUAAGAAAGACGCCAAAAGACAUGAGUCCGAAAGUAAAUGAGCGCAGGUUAUCACACAGUCCAAUAUCUGAGAAGAAGCGACCUAGCAAGGUUCAGGAAUUGGAAUCUCAGAUUGCGAAGCUUCAAGAAGAUCUGAAGAGUGCUAAGGAUCAACUUAGCACAUCGGAGUCAUGGAAAAGAAAAGCUGAAGAGGAGAUUGAAGAAGCAAAGAAGCAGAUACUAUCUUUGUCAAAGGAGCUGGAGGAAUCCCAUCAACAGUUUUCGGAACUUUCUGCUUCCGAUGAAGCACGGCUUCAAGAACUGAGUAAAAUAUCUCAGGAUCGAGAUCGAGCGUGGCAGUCUGAACUUGAGGCUGUCCAGAAGCAGCACUCAAUGGAUUCAUCUGCCCUGGCGUCUGCCAUUAAUGAAAUACAGAAAUUGAAAAGUCAACUAGAAAGGGCAUGCGAGUCUGAAUCUACUCAAAAUAACAAUGCUGAGUCGGAUCAUGCUGAGAUUCAGGACUUGAGGAUGGAUCUUAGUGAAGCUAUCUCUAUUAUGGAAAAACUAAAAAAUGAGGCAAGUGAUUGCAAAGAUUCCGAAUCUCGAGCCUUAGAAGUAAUUGGCAAAAUGCAAAUGCAAUUGGAAACAGUAAAUAAGACGGUGGAAACACUUCAAUCGGAUGGUGUAAAAGCAGCAGAAGCUUACAGGUCCCUGACUUUGGAGUUGGAGCAAUCAAGAUCCCAAGCAAAAUCCUUGGAGGAACUUGUGAGGAAACUUGAGACUGAUUCAACCAAUGAAAAGGGACUUUAUCAUGAAAAUGAGAUAAACGAGCUGAAAGGCGAGCUUAUCUCUGCUAAAUCUGAAGUAGGGCAAUUGAAGUCUGCAUUGGAAGUUGCGGAGAUAAGAUACCAAGAGGAGUAUAUCCAGAGCACAUUGCAGAUUAGAAGCGCUUACGAACAACUUGAACGUACAAAAUCAGAAUCCGGUCAGAGAGAGGUGGAAUUAUACGAGGAAUUAAGGAAAACUAGAGCUUAUAUUGAGGAGCUAAACACAAGUUUGAAGGAAAAGGAAUCUCAAUUGUUGAUUAUGUCAGCAGAGAACAAGGGACUUGAUGGAAACAAAUUGGCUGAUAGGGAAUUUAAACUUGCAGAAGAGCUCAAAAAAUUGGAUACUGAUAUUGUGGAGUGGAAGGAUAAAUUAUUAGAUAGAGAGACCGAGUUGAAAAACAUAACUGAAGAAAACAGUAUGCUUAAGAUGGAGAUAAAGGAGUUGGAGAAGAAUAAAGUCACCGAUGAGGCUGUUGCAUCUGUUGAGACAGCAAGGGCUGCGGAGCAAGAGGCUUUGACGAAACUUAGCUAUGUAAUGGAAGAAGCGGAUAAAAGUAACAGAAGAGUGGCCCGUGUAACCGAACAGUUAGAUGCUUCUCAGGCUGCAAAUUCGGAGUUAGAAGCUGAAUUAAGGAGAUUGAAAGUUCAGUCUGAUCAGUGGAGAAAGGCUGCUGAAGCAGCCGCAUCCAUACUUUCUACCACCGGAAACAAUGGCAAACGUGUAGGUAAAAACGGCUCACUUGACAGUAGCUUCAAUUCAAUUUCUAGCAAGACAAUGAAUUCACCUUAUUUAGAAGACACAGAUGAUGAGUCCCCAAAAAAGAAAAAUACAAACAUGCUGAAGAAGAUUGGAGUGUUAUGGAGGAAGAAUCAUCAUUAAGCUGUUAACCUGUAUGCUGUUUCCUUGUGCUCUUUAUUCUUAUUGGAUAUUGUUAUUUUUUGCUAGGGAUUAUUAGUUGGUACCAACUUUGAGUUAUGACCAUUUAGCUCCUCCUGACAAUGAAAUGGAGCAAUGUAUUAAUGCUAAUGAUGUUGUCAAUCUGUUCAAGUAUUAUAGGACUUACUGUAUUUGUUUUAACCAGGAAGUUCUAUGUUUUGAUGUCAAGAUUAUUGA